AUGAGACUUCUCAAGUGUGCCCUGUGGUGCCUCGCUUUGUUGGGCGAGGGGUUACUCAUGCGGGCGAGGCAUUUGGAUAAGUUCGCACCGAUAUUAAAGGAAGAAGGGGAGCUCUUCGUGGAGUCUCCCUACAACUGCGAGCACAGCGGAUUUAUACCUCUGCUGAGGAGGGACCCUCUAUACUUCUGCUUCUUCGUGGGGGAAGGAGAUUACUACGGGUUGGUGCUUCGGGCCUACAACUCGGAACAUCUCAAAUGGGAAACACCAACAGAGGUAUUAAUAACGAAGCAGAAGGUCGAUACGUAUACCUUUAUUGAUGACUAUAUCUCCGAGAAACUCAUUCUGAUUUAUUCUUACGAUCAGAAAAUACGACUCACUGUUUUUAAUAAGUACACAGAACCAUCCACUGACACGUACAAAAUAGGCGUUAACUAUGAGAUCGUGCAGAUGGGAAAUGUAACAUCCAGAGUGACGUACGUCUUUAAAAAUAGAAAAUCGGUCGUUGUCUGUGGUAUGAAUAGAAGCAACAACAUCCUCUGCUCCUUCUCCUUCGAUUAUGGACUAACAAUGAAGGACGAAAAUGCCAUCGAGUUUGUCUUAAAAACGAAUAUCCCUAUGGGGAGGUACAAAAUGCACGUCGAGUUUAAUCAGCAGUAUGUUUACUUCAACCUCUUCGAUGAUGUCGGGCAGGACAAUGAUUACGAGUUGCGGUGCAGCAAAGGGAGUGAGGGGGGGUAUACGUGUGAUAUUCUUUCCAAAGCACUUAAAGAGACGGAAAGCAUUCAAUAUAGAGCUGUCUUGCGCAAUCGGAUGUUUCAAUCUAUCGUUUACGAGAUGAAGGAAAAGUGUUACAUCGGUUGGUCCUUUAACUCAACUAGCAUGAACAGCGAGAUCGAGAUGCCCAUUUCGGAUUCUCCCUGCUCGCACGUUUCACUUUUUCAAAGCGGGACUUCCUUGGUGGUGGUUUACCAGAGGGGCCCUUUCGCCCCGCUGGGACCCCAGUUUUAUAAGAUCUUCGAGAACCUCCUCGAGAAGGCCGCCGGGUGCGAGUUCCGCCUGGGGGGCAGCCUAUACGUGGCCAGCACCUUCACCAACCAGCAGUGCAACAUCGACAUGGAAGGCACAGACGUAAACCCGGAGAAUGAGGACGAAAUCAUCUUCAAUGUCGUCGUGCCGACAGAGUACGAAAUGCAGGACUCCACCUGCUUUGUCUCCAACGACAUGUACAACAAUGACAGAACGACGUUGUAUUACCUGGAGAAGGAUCAAGUGGAGGAGGAGAAUCUCUCCUUCUACACCUUCCUCUUUUAUCGAUACAUAAUAGAUCACACCACUGUAAAGGGGAGCACCUGCACAUUUGUUAACGAGAAGAAGAAGGAAAAGCUUCUAGUCUCCCUAACUCUGGAAAGCUCCUACACGGAAGACACAUGCGAUAUCGGAUCAGACGACUUGUGUGACUUCAUUGUCCAGGGGAAAACCAAAAUAGUAAUCCUUUUUGAUGAAGAAGACUGGGAAGUGGAUAAUGAGCUCGUGAAAGGAUCCAGAGUCAUCUACAACGGGGUUCACAUUUCUCUCCACAACCUACUCAGCACGUCCAACAUCAACGAGCUCGUUGAAGUAAGCAAAAAUCAAGUUACCAUUUUCAUCCCUAAUACAAUCCCUAGCAAUAGAACCGCCAAAAUUGUCUUUACCAGUAAGCAGGAGGAGGGAAGGACCAAGGCUGCAUACCUGAGGCUGCAAAAAAAUAUGAACCCCAUGAAGAAAAUCUUAGGAACAAACUUCUCCUCCUCAUUUGACAUCACCUAUAAGUACUUUAAGAAUUACCAGGAAAACGUCAAGUUGUUGAUAAAUGAAUUUAGUGAGACGAGCUACAUAGGGAUGGUGUGCGAAACACAUCUGCAGAUUACGACCCCCCCAUGCACCCUCACCUUAGUGGAUCACUCCAAUAAAUCCUCUCCCAUCCAUACCGUCUUCCCGGAGAAGGUCCCCUUCCUGUACAGCUACAUAAAGAAGAAGCUACCCUAUGGGAACAACCUCUACAUAAGCGAAACCAGGUUUGUCGUCUUCAAAAAUUUUAACGCCAUCCUCGAGGGGAAAAAUAUAAAAUACCUCUACUUCAAGUGUGUAUGCAAUACAAAGAAGAGUGAAGGGACGGACAGCUACAACCAAAUGGAUUUCAUUAUCACUACGGAGAAGAUUUCCCCUGAGAUUAUUCACUCCAGAAAGGUUAUUGAGCCUCCAAAAAAUUACAAAGACGACAAUGAGGAGGAAGACAAAAGGAAGAACACGCAACCGAAGGAGAGUAAAGAACUUCACACGUUUAAGCAAUCCCAUGGGAGGCUACCACCACCAAACAAAAGGGGUUCCUCCUCAAGGCCCUAUGCGAAACACUCCGGCUUUAGUGACCCAUUUGGGAAGAAUAACUUCUACAGGAGUUGCGCUACCUGUUGGAAGUUCUCCCUGUGCGUCGUCUUCUUCGUUUUCCUCUUCUUUCUCCCUUGA
Molecule: messenger RNA, 2502 nt
Organism: Plasmodium inui San Antonio 1
Lineage: Eukaryota; Apicomplexa; Aconoidasida; Haemosporida; Plasmodiidae
Exons: 2
Coding region: 1-2502 (833 amino acids)
Source: RefSeq, a predicted model, not a curated record